AGACAUAGUGAGCUAGCUCUGCAGAGAGAGACAGAGCGAGUGUGUGUGUGAGAGCAGGGAAGAAAGAGAGGGGGCUGUCUCGGGGACCUUUCUCCGACCGGCAACAUUCACAGCCAAUGCAGCCUCUGGUACUAUGGAAACUAAACCCCUGACCAAUGGAAAUAAUGGAGGCUACAAUGUGGCAGGUCACGGAGGGGCAUGAGAGCCUUGUCCGAGGCCAGUGCCGUUGCGUGCCGGACCCAGUGCUGGUGACGGGGACAUGGGCCUCUUCCUUAGGGCUUCCAGCACGACCCAGCUCAACACAAGCCAGAGCCUCAGCCACCAGCUGGUCCAGCACCAUCCAGACACCCACGGCAGCAGCAGCACCUCGAGUGACCCUGCCUCAGAGGGCUUCACCCUUCUCUCCGGCGACACCACCCCACGGCAGGCCCAGCACCCAGCACCGCAGCCGGAGACUAGUGCCACUAUGAGAGGUCUGGAGACUGAGGAGAGCCACAAUGCCAGUGCCACACCGACACCAGCAGGGGGAGAAGAGCCAAGCCUGACCAAGACAGAUUGCAGGGAGCAGGCAGAGACCCAGCCACAGGCCCAACCUCAGACCCAGCUCCAACCACAGAGGUCAGAUGAGAGCUGCUGUCAAGAGAAGGAAACUCAGGAGAACAUUGAGAUCCAGUUUACCCAGUCGUUUGACAAAGAGGAGUCGUCGUCAUCGCCCAUCAAGAAUGAAGUGGACCAAGAUAAAGGAGUGGAGAAGCUGCUGGAGAAGACUGAAAGGAUGCCCAGGAAGAUGCUGUCCAGAGAUUCCAGUCAGGAAUACACAGACUCUACUGGGAUCGAUGUCCAUGAGUUCUUAGUAAACACGCUGAAAAACAACCCCAGGGACAGAAUGAUGCUUCUGAAGUUGGAACAGGACAUUCUUGACUUUAUCAGUAAUAACGAAAGCCAGAAGAGAAAGUUCCCUCCGAUGACCUCCUACCACAGAAUGCUGCUGCACCGCGUUGCAGCCUACUUCGGCCUCGACCACAACGUCGACCAAACCGGGAAAUCUGUAAUCAUCAACAAAACUAGCAAUACGAGAAUACCUGAUCAGAAGUUUUCAGAACACAUCAAAGAUGACAAAACUGACGACUUCCAAAAGCGGUACAUUCUCAAAAGGGACAACUCCAGCUCAGACAAAGAUGACAAUAUGAUGCGGAUGAGACUGAAGGAAGACAGGAGGAGUAAGUCUAUAGAGGAACGAGAGGAGGAUUACCAGAGGGCCAGAGACAGGAUAUUCGCUCAAGAUGAUCCAGAUGGCUUUCCUCUUGAAAAAAGAAUACAGGAGGAUGAUGCCUGUAACAGCACACAGCAAAGACGGCAAAUCUUUAGGUUAAAAGAUGGCCGCUCGGCCAACAGUUGCCAGAGCAGCUCUGAGAACGAGCCCAAGAACGCUGAACCCCGGCCGUGGAGCAGCACUGACUCUGACAGCUCAAACCGUAACCUGAGGCCAGCCAUGACCAAAGCAAGCAGCUUCAGCGGCAUCUCUGUCCUCAUCAGGGGAGACAGCUCAGGCAGCAGCAAGAGCAUGGGUCGCCUCUCUAAGACUGGUUCUGAGUCUUCGGGUAGUGUAGGGUCCUCCACGGGUUCGCUCUCUCGCUCCCAGCCAACCCACCCUGUCCCGGCUCUAACCAAGGCUGGCUACCCCCACAACCACUCUGCGCUUCCCUGCCCAGCGGCCUACCCAGCUGUCUGCGCUAGUAGUACUGUGGUCUAUGAGGCGGGAGGCAGGAGCGUGGCACCGCCAGUGAACACAGCUAACACUAGCUACUAUUUGCUUCCUCUGGAAGCCACAGGGAUACCGCCAGGGAGUGUCCUGGUCAACCCACACACAGGACAGCCGUUUGUGAACCCGGAUGGAAGUGCUGUGGUGUACAACCCCAACCACGGCAUGGCUCCUCAGCAUCAUAAUCAGCAGGGCAGGACCCAGCAGCCCAUGCCCACUCCUCCGCACUUGCCUGGCCAGCACCAGCCCACCAAUCACAACCACGUCCUCGCACAGCAAGAGAACCUGGGAGCCCAGUUCAGCCACAUGAGUCUGUCCCGGCAGGCCUCUGGGGAGGGCCCCUCCGUGGUGCUCCAGGCCCCCCCGCAGCAGCAGGGCUUCAUGUUGCCCCCCCAAGGCCAGCCUGUCCCUGCCCCCCAGGCCUACAACACCCCCGCCCCUCCGCCUGUCAACCAGCCACUCAUGCAGCAACAAGGUUACAUGCAGCAGAUGCCAGCGUGUUACUGUGGGCCAGGCCAGUACCCCCUGUCUAACCAGGGGUACAGGCCUGUGGGCACAGUGCAGUAUAGUGCCCUGCAGAGCCAGCCAAUGCCCCCGCCCACACAACAGACAGGUUACCAAACUGUGAUGCUCAAUCAUCCACAGAGCUAUCAGAGUAUGAUAGUAGUGCAACAGCCACAGAGUCAAAACCCGGUCAGUGGCCAGCAGAACCCGGUCAGUGGCCAGCAGAACCCGGUCAGUGGCCAGCAGAACCCGGUCAGUGGCCAGCAGAACCCGGUCAGUGGCCAGCAUAGCAAUAUGGGACAUCAGAUGCAAGGCAUGAUGGUCCAGUAUCCCUCUAUGUCAUCUUAUCAGGUAUCCAUGCAGCCCCAAGGCUCCCAGGUUGUACCACAGCAAACUUAUCAGCAGCCUAUCGUCAUCCACAACCAGUCCAACCAGGGGCACAUGCCUGGCUCUGGUGUCCAGGUUUACUACAGUGUUAUCACACCCAAUCAACAGAGCUCCUCUGUAGAGUUCCUGCCUCCCUCCGGAUCAGAGCAGAUGUUGUUCCCUCGGCCGUGCUCCCCCUGCAGCUCCCAGCAGCCCCUCCAUCAGACACAUCAGUGCUCAGGUGGUGGAAUGGUGAUGAUGCAGCUGAUGAUGUCCCCUGGCCAGCAGCCGAGGCCUCACACGCCCUCGCAGUGGAAACACAGCAAGUACUACAGUCUGGAUCACACCAGAGGACAGAAGUCCACAGAACUCUCAGUCAUAGACACCUCACAGAGCAGUCCCCAGCUGGGCAAUCCCUCCACCUCCCCCGCCCAGUCGCCAACCCCCUCCCACCUGACCAAUGUGAAGAGCAACCGUCCUGGCCUCACCCCCGUACCCAUGAUGCCACAGUUCUCCAGACCCUUCGUGCCAGGGCAAGGAGAUGCUCGGUACCCGUUGCUAGGGCAAUCCCUCCAGUACAACCCCCAGAGCCGUCCUCCUCUCCUCCACUUUCCCCCCAUGGCCCCCAACCAUCAGGUACCUAUGGGGAUGCGGCACAGCGGUGGAGUAGGCAGAGGGAGGAAGCAGCCGAGGAAAGCUCUGUCUACAGAUCUCAGUGUAGGUCAACCAGUGAGUGGGCGGGUCCUGGAGGUGACUGAGCUGUCGGAGGGGAUCAGCCGGACCGAGGCGGACUCUCUGCUAGGUGAGCUCUCCAGAGCCAGGGCCGUGGUCUGAUGGCUCCGAGAGCACCACUACCAUCACAGCCGCGGGGUCUGGCAGUCAAUGGCUAACGGUGACCACCACCACCAUGCCAAACCCCCCCACCCACCCCCACGGUCAAACCCCUGUCAACCCAGCCUCCACCUAAACCAUCCUGGCCACGUUCCCCUUCAGAUACGCUGUGCAGAUGCCCUCCUCCGCCACAAUGGCCCACGGGCCUCCAUCAGACUUACCACGAACAGGUGCCACGGCCGUGGUUACGGCCACAGACACUCCCCGAGAGGGCCAGCUCACAGUAGAGGGCGUUAAGGACCCCUGGCUCGCCUUUUAAACCCUGACCCCUCACCAGCACCGCCAGUCACUUCCUGUUGCCAUCACUCCCCCCAGCCCCUCCUUUCCCCCUCCCUCUUCACUCACUAAGUUGGCUUGAUGUAAAGGGUUGUUUUUCCACUUGAUUUGUAGAGACUUGUUUGGGGGGAAUGUGUUGUACUUUGUUAUGUUCUUACUAGCGGUUUGACGAAAAAGAACAAAAUGUAACUGAACAUCCAAAAACCACAAUUAUUGAAGUUCCAAAUAUUAAUAACCUGUCUGCUCUCUGUUUUGAGAACAGGCCGGAACAUAUCAAAAGCCUGUAUUUUUAUUUUAUUUGUUCAUUUGUUUUAUAGUUGUUGAAAUCUUGAGUCAGACCCAAAGCUCAGCUCUCCAUUAUUACUCACCCAGCCCAGUUGCAGUGUCUGGCCUGGUUCAGUUUAACUCAACCAAACCCCAGGGUAGCUUACUAUCGGCCAGCCUGCCACCACCCACUUGCCCCAUAUUGUGGCCGGUACAUGAUGAAGUUGCCCUCGACUACACAAUGGUCUCUAGUUGUGCCUUUCUCUCCAAAGUCUACUGCUUUAUUCUCCAAGAAACGCAAAAUGAAGACACCCUAGUCAGAGUCUAUUGUUAAAUGAAAAGACCUGCACCUUGUAAAUAAUUUAUAUAGUAGCUAAAUAAUUCAAUCAGUUCUCUUUUUCACAGUGAACGUUCUGUAUGUGUGUUGUUCACAGGCAGGCACAGAUGAGAGCAGCGGGGGGAAAAGGCUUGUUUGAAACCCCUGGUUUUUAACUUCAUUUAAAAUGACACUCCUCCACCGCAACGGCAUAUUUUAGCAAUCAUCUGCUUGGAUGGCCUCCUCUCUCUCUCCACCACACUGUCCUCCCUCUCUCCUCUUCUACAAGGCCUACAGUGUCAAAUCUUUCAUUAGGUCUUUUUAAAUGAUAUACUUACUGGGUCACUGGAAGAAAAAACAGUUUGCACAUUUAUACAACUGAAUAUAUAAAAAUUAUCUAUUUUUCCUUUAAUUUCUCUCAAAGAUAAAACAAAUGUGUGGAUUCUGAAAGGCUGUUCAAUGCUGGUGCAAGUCAUUUUUAUUUCAUUUUGAAACCAAUAAAUGUUUACACCAAAAUAUGUGGGGGUUUUUUCAGAUCACAGGAAGUCCUUUGAAAUGGAUGGGUACUCUGGCUUUCUAUCUGUCCAGAAUCUCCAUAUGGCUUUGGAUGUCCUCUUUCAUGAUGUUUAAACUGACGAUUUAAUUUUUAUUUUAUUUUUAUCAACACUAGGCAUAGUCCUACUUCAGAUGUCAGUGUAAGCAUAGAGAGUGGUUUGUUUUGCUAUGGGUGGAAGGUGGGCAUGUGGGUUUUAUACUUGGUCUUAUCUAAUUUGGUCUUUGGUUGGUGCUGUUCAUCUCAAUCCAAAUUUUAUAGGGUCAUUUGUCUGCUACAUUAACCUCCCACCAACCUCAUCUCUUCCAAUGCCUCACAGUUCCCUCUUCCACUGUCAUAGUUGCCAGAAACAGUUUAGAAUGGAUGGCUUCUGCUGUGUUCAAGACAACUGGGAAAUAAGAAACAUUUGGACUGAGGGGGGGAAAAAAUAAUGAACGGUCAACCAACUUUCUGGAGCUCGAACUUUCCAGUUGUCUUGAACACACCAUUCAUCGCUCUGUCUUAUCCGUCAUGUGAAGUCUGUUUUGUCGUGGCAUUAAGGUUCUCCAUUCUGAUUCUGAGAUUAUUAACGGAUAAUUAAACCAACAUCUAGAGUACUUAGCUCUGUGUUGCAGCCAAGGUUGGUGAAAUGGCGCUUUUGUAAUUGAGGAAAUUCUCUCAGCAAUAAAUGACCCUUGGGUUGUUUUGUUAUGAUUA
Molecule: messenger RNA, 5628 nt
Organism: Salvelinus namaycush (lake trout)
Lineage: Eukaryota; Metazoa; Chordata; Actinopteri; Salmoniformes; Salmonidae
Product: R3H domain-containing protein 1-like
Exons: 23
Coding region: 260-3466 (1068 amino acids)
Molecular function (GO): nucleic acid binding
Source: RefSeq, a predicted model, not a curated record